AUCAAUCUGUCAUCUGCUGUCCACCAACUGAUGCAUUAUUUGGCCACUGCGCAUGCGUGCAGCCAGGUGUCACCCUCCUGUCCACUAGGGGGCGCUGCCUGCUGACGCUAGUGUCGGUGUGUCAGUGCUGCUACAUGUGACAUUGACAUCAACAGAGGCACAAUGAGGCUGACCGCUCUCCUGUCCAUGGCAGCCAGGGUUGUUGUACCCAAAGAUCUCCGCUACGGCACCAACAGACCGUGGACGCCGGCUGCUAAGAGACUGAAUCCUCCGGGGAAGAAGAGGAGAAAGGUGUUUGUGGAGCCAUUAGCGCCAGAGGACUGGUCUGUGCUCAGAGGGGACACGGUUGAGAUUCUCGCAGGGAAGGACAAAGGAAAGCAAGGAAAAGUGAUCCAAGUCUUCAGACACAGAAACUGGGUUAUCCUGGAGGGACUAAACACACAUCACAGGUAUGUUGGAAAAACGGGGGAUUACCGUGGAACCUAUAUUGCCAGUGAGGCUCCCAUUUUGCUCCGUGAUGUCGCCCUCGUUGACCCUUCAGACAGGAAGCCCACUGAGGUAGAGUGGAAAUUCACAGAGCAGGGUGAGAGAGUCCGAGUGGCUCUCAGGACGGGUCGAAUCAUCCCGAAACCUGUUGUGGAGCGACGAGAUGGCAUCGUGCCACAGCAGUGGAAAGAUGGUCCCAAAGACACCAGUCCAGAAGACACGCUAGAAAAGACCUAUGUACCAUCUCUGAAAACCCUGGAGGAGGAAGUCAUGGAGAAACUGGGCAUCCAGGAGAACAAGAGGAACCGAAGGUCCUACUGGUACUGACCAGGGAAACACUGGGUCAGAGACAGAUCAGAGACACUCGUGCCUCAUUGUGCUAUCGGGUUUUCAAAGGGACUCUGAAGACACCAUAUUUUGAUGGCUGAAUGACGAAUCAAAAAAAGACAAUGUGAGGAUGACAUGAGUAAGGCUUAUGGACUGUAAAAUACUGGUGAAACACACAUAUUAUUAAGGAAAUAAUCGCAUUGUAAACAUGUAAGGCAGAGAAACAACAGAUGUGCAAAGAAAGCUGAUCUGCAACUUAAAUGUUUCCUGAAUGGGUUCAGGUUUAGUUAUUCUCUUGUUUCUUUGUAAUUUUGUGAAUAAAUGUCACAAGUAAACAAA
Siniperca chuatsi (mandarin fish) is the source of this 1152-nucleotide messenger RNA. RefSeq names its product mitochondrial ribosomal protein L24 (gene mrpl24). The coding region runs from base 163 to 813 and encodes 216 amino acids. Gene Ontology annotation, biological process: translation. NCBI's taxonomy places the organism in Eukaryota, Metazoa, Chordata, Actinopteri, Centrarchiformes, Sinipercidae. The record is from RefSeq and is a predicted model, not a curated record. Gene Ontology annotation, cellular component: mitochondrion; ribosome. Gene Ontology annotation, molecular function: RNA binding; structural constituent of ribosome. The transcript has 6 exons.